AUGGCGCCCAAACCGACAAAUUGGGCCCUCUGGGCGAAGAUGAUCGGCGCUGGAGCUCUGAUCUGUAUUGGAGGCCCUGCUCUGACAUACUACGUAAUACCUACCGAUGAGGAGCUGUUCCAGAGGUACAACCCGGAACUGAAGAAGAGGAGCCUCGAGCGGAGAUACGAAACAGAAAAAGGAUUCGACGACUUUGUCAACAAGCUCAAAGAGCAGUCGAAGUCCAAACAGUCAAUAUGGGUUGUGCAAAAGGAGGAGGCUCGGAGAGAGAAACAGGCUCAGCUCGAGGAAAGCCUAAGGCUGGCCGAGGAGACCAAGGCAAGGAAAGAGGAGGUGAGGAGAGCGGCUGGUCUGGGAAGCAAGGAGUGA
Thyridium curvatum is the source of this 369-nucleotide messenger RNA. RefSeq lists its product as uncharacterized. NCBI's taxonomy places the organism in Eukaryota, Fungi, Ascomycota, Sordariomycetes, Thyridiales, Thyridiaceae. The transcript has 3 exons. The record is from RefSeq and is a predicted model, not a curated record. Gene Ontology annotation, biological process: mitochondrial respiratory chain complex III assembly. The coding region runs from base 1 to 369 and encodes 122 amino acids. Gene Ontology annotation, cellular component: mitochondrial membrane.